This is a messenger RNA of Theobroma umbraticum, 562 nucleotides long. RefSeq names its product SAUR-like auxin-responsive protein family. The record is from RefSeq and is a predicted model, not a curated record. Lineage: Eukaryota; Viridiplantae; Streptophyta; Magnoliopsida; Malvales; Malvaceae. Gene Ontology annotation, biological process: response to auxin.
AUUAGAGUUCUUAUUUUUCUCGCCAAGGGGAACUCUCGAUCGUCAAAACCAAAGCCAAACAGAGAUUUCUUUGAGGUUUUUUUUUUUCUCGGGAAAAUGUCGGCGGGGCUUGGAAAAUGCAGCAAAAUCCGCCACAUUGUCAGGCUUAGGCAAAUGCUGCGGCGGUGGAGGAACAAGGCUCGGAUGUCAGCGGGCCGCAUCCCGUCCGAUGUGCCGGAGGGACACGUGGCGAUCUGUGUGGGGACGAGUUGCAGGAGAUUCGUUGUGCGCGCGACGUACCUAAACCAUCCCGUCUCAAGAAACUGCUUGUGCAAGCAGAGGAGGGUACGGCUUUACCAACCAAGGCCAUUGGCAAUCCCCUGCGACGAGUCCGUUUUCGAGGAAGUGAUCCGUUAUUUCCCGUCGGAGUCGGGUCACUCGGCAAGGUUUGUGAACUUCGAGGACUUUAAAGGGAACUGCCACGUGGGAAUCAGGAGUCAGCUCGAUUUGUUGACCGAAUCUCGACCGUUACUUCAUGGGUUCGCAGGGAAAACAAUCUGGAAUUAAAGACGCAGUGGGAAAA